Molecule: messenger RNA, 2839 nt
Organism: Amyelois transitella
Lineage: Eukaryota; Metazoa; Arthropoda; Insecta; Lepidoptera; Pyralidae
Gene: Rab26
Product: ras-related protein Rab-37
Exons: 6
Coding region: 321-1064 (247 amino acids)
Biological process (GO): Golgi vesicle fusion to target membrane; neurotransmitter receptor transport to postsynaptic membrane; cellular response to insulin stimulus
Cellular component (GO): endosome; synaptic vesicle; plasma membrane
Molecular function (GO): GTP binding; GTPase activity
Source: RefSeq, a predicted model, not a curated record
UUUACCGAUCCGAAAGAUAACCUCAAAUUUUGAGUUUUUGACCCGUAGAGAUCAUGUUACGUUGUGUUAAACGUUUCAGUCGUGUUUUCAGGCAAUGAAAAGUGAUAUUAAGACGUGUUUCAGUAGUUAUUUGAGUUAGUUAUUGUGUACCUUGAUUUGUGUGAGUGUGUAUUGAAUUUGGGGAGGAUCUCACGACUCUGUGUUGUUUGGUCUCAUGUCUUGGAUUAAGGGAUGUGUCAGUUACAUAGUGAAGUCGUGGUAAAUUUAUGAUAGUGUUGUGGUUGUAACAAAAGUGGGGGCGAGGUCGAUAGUCGAACGAAAUGAGCCAAAUGGCCACAGAUGACAGCAUGAGCGAUGACGUGUUCGAGGACGAGACCCUGAAGGCGCCCGCGCAGAGGGGCACCCCCUCCCCGACCGGCUACAGGGACUACAAGCCCCCAGUCGAGACCCCGGCGAAGACUUACGUUGAAGAUGAUGUUCCUAUACAUAAGACUAUACUCCUGGGUGAUAGCGGCGUUGGGAAAACUUCCCUCCUGGUGCAGUUUGAAACAGGGAAGUUUCAAUCCGGGAACUUCUCUGCCACAGUCGGGAUCGGAUUCACGAAUAAGGUGGUCACAGUAGACGGCAUCAAGGUGAAACUACAAAUAUGGGACACAGCAGGUCAAGAGCGCUUUCGCAGCGUCACACACGCAUACUACAGAGAUGCUCAUGCUCUGCUCUUGCUGUACGACGUAACAAAUAAGACGAGCUUCGACAAUAUCCGCGCCUGGCUUGGGGAGAUCCGGGAAUACGCCCAAGAUGAUGUUGUCAUCAUGCUAUUAGGUAACAAAUCCGACAGCGGCCUGGAGCGGGCGGUGAGGCGGGAGGAGGGGCAGCGCUUGGCGAGAGAAUACCAAGUCGCAUUUAUGGAGACAUCAGCCAAAACCGGACUGAACGUUGAAGCGGCCUUCGCCCAUGUGGCACGCUCUCUAGUCGCGAAAGCGAACCCCAUCGACCCAGCCAGGUUGGCGGUGCGCGCGCAGCCCACUCAAGAGCAGCGGUCGACGUGUACAACGUGCUCAUAAUUUUAAGUAGUGCGAAAUUCAAAUUGAGAAUAUGGCAUUCGAUCGCUGUUUUAUCUGUGGACCAAGAGCCGUUUGGACACAGCACCAUCUGUGCUUUGUUUUGAAUGAAAAGGACAGCAGAGGUUAUUUAGAUAGCGUCCUCGGUAGUCGAUGUAGAGGACUGUAUUUAAUUAUGCUGGACACCGUAGAAAUCUGAAUAAUAUAAGAAGAAACAUAGAAAUUUCAUAUUAUAUUGUACUUGAAAAUGAUGUGGCGUCAUCUCGAAUCGCACGCAGUUUCCAGUGCAGUAAUGCAGUUGUAAUCUUCAACAGUACUUAUCACUUCUAUAUGCUUAUUAUUAUUCCGAAUUCUAUUCCGAAUCUACUUAUAAAGGUGACACCAAAUUUCUGUACAUAGCUGUGCUGACCUUAAUGUUAUAUUUCAUUUAAACUAUUUAAAUAGCGUACCCACCCUUUCCUUUAUACUUAUCACUUUGUAAAAAAUAUUUUGUAGUAAACUGACUGAAUGUCGGUAGGUUCUUUUUUCUGAAAAAAAUUGGAUAAUAUCUAUGUAUAUCUUAAGAUAAACUACAUAUUUAGGGUUUAGAAACGGUCGGUGCAACCCAUCCGGUCUAAACGGCAGUAAAAACGUUGUGGCAAUUCCCGUUUGCAUACAAAUGCAACGCGAAAGUAUAAAAGUAUUACUGCAUAGGUAUUUAGGGAUUGCAAAUAAAGAUCUUAAAAUGAUAUAAAUUAUUUGAACAUGAUUCAUUGAGUACUUAAUCGAAUAACCAUUUCGUAUUUUUUUCAAGUAGGUAAAUUAAUUAAUGUUGUAUAGAUACAUCUAUAUAUUUAUGAAAGACAGGCAAUAUAAUUAUGUAAUAAAUUAUAGGCGUUAUAUUUUACUUCCAUAGUAAUUUGGAAAGGAACUCAAAAACUACUGGACAGAUUGAAAUGAAUUAUUUAUGACACAGUUCCACGUGAGCAAAGCCCAAGGUAAAAGUGUAGUCUAAUCUAAGAAUCUAAUUUAUGCAAGUCCUAUUCUGAAUGUACUGACCUGAACCACCUUAAUCAUAGUUAAAUUCUGAAUAAAUGUAUGUAUUACUAUUAUAAUCAAUAGUAGAUAGGUAUAAUCAUACACACAUAAGGUACAAGUAAAAUAUUUUAUCAAAAGUCAUGUUAAGACACGGAAUAAGUUGCAAUACACGCACACUACUUGCAUACUGUAGGACAAAGAUAUUAAAAUAUACUGUCUCUAAGAUACAAAAAGUAGGUACUAAUGUAGAAGAACUAAGAAAAGCAAGUUGUGUAACGUAAACCCAAAAUACGGCGCCAUUGUUUGCGACCUUUACCUGAUUGGUCGAUUUCUGCACAUCUUCGCAUGAGACUAGAUUUACAUAGGAAAGAGAACACACUUCACCUACGACCUGCCAGAAACCUUAUACAUAACUAUGUCCAUUUUACAAAUUUUUAUCUAGUUUCACCUGUCCCGAUUCAUGGAUCCUGAAUUUUUAUUCUGCAGUUCUAUACAUCUCAUACACUGAUCUAAUACUAUGUGCUUUUUUCAAUUUUAUUUGUUUGUAUAUUUUUACAUUUAUCUUGAACUACGUGACCAAAAUAUCUACCCUAAAUCAAAAUUAAGUAGGUAAGUAGGUAUAUACUUAUUACAAUUUAUCGUGUCAUCAAUGAAGUAUAGGUUAAGUAAAAUGUUUAAACUGCUAUGGAAACAAUAAAAUAGUAAAAAAAUGUCGCAAAUAUUUAUUUAUAAUAAUUGUAUUAGGUAUACCUAAGUACUUA